GACAGGCUAUAUCUCCAAGGGCAUGGCCCUCUGCAGACAAAAGCAGGUUCGGGCCGCAAUGAAAGCAUUUGAUCUUGCAUUCACGUUCACGAGCGGAGAGUCGAAUCGUAUCCUUUUCUUGAUCAAGGUCAUUGCAUUUUUAAAUGCAAGUGAGUAUGAAGAGGCAAUGCUGCGCGUCGAAGACCUAGUUGCCACUCCCAAUGCAGAUCCUCUUCCUUGUCGUAUCGUGGAAGUGACUAUCCUGCGCUCAGUCAAACCCAAGUUUAUGUGUCGACACUUUUUUUGUGCGUUUUGCAUGUCAGGCAUAUCUAUAUGUCCGACUGGGAAUCAUUUCUCUAGAUAAUGCGCGUUACGAUGAAGCUGUUGACCACCUUACUGCCGCUGUCAACGCUAGCAAUUUCUUUUUUAAACCAGCAAUUCAUUCUAUGUACCAGGUAUUUAUCGUGAUACGUUGAUAUGAUCCCAUAAAAUCACUUUCAUGUACAACUUUACUUGCAGCUUUUCGGGUGGGACCUCAAGUCUUUGUGGCAA
Molecule: messenger RNA, 531 nt
Organism: Suillus paluster
Lineage: Eukaryota; Fungi; Basidiomycota; Agaricomycetes; Boletales; Suillaceae
Exons: 2
Source: RefSeq, a predicted model, not a curated record